AUGGCUACCGCUGGUUUGGGGUCUGUGAAUCUGGAUGAGUGUGUAGUGAUUUCGGGAAUAUCCGGUCGUUUCCCGCAGUCGGACAAUUUGCAUGAAUUUGCGGACGGUCUCUACCGGAAGGUGGAUCUAGUGGAUGAUAAGGAAACACGCUGGAAACAUACCAUGCCGGAGGUACCCCGGCGUACGGGGAAGAUCAACAAUUUGGAUAAAUUCGAUCGGGAGUUUUUCGGCUGUGAUCGUAGCCUAUGCAAUACGAUGGAUUCUCAGCUACGUAUGCUGCUUGAGCAUACGUACGAAGCGAUAGUAGAUGCUGGCGUUAAUCCGGAAACACUUCGGGGUUCGCGUACGGGUGUCUUUACCGGUGUGUGUUUUUCCGAAACGGAAGCCAGAAUGUUUUUCCAGACGUGCCCUCCUAAGGGCCUCGCUUUGACGGGGUGUGCCAAAUCGCAGUUGGCGAAUCGAAUUUCCUACAUGUAUGAUUUUCGUGGUCCGUCGUUUAUUGUGGACACCGCCUGCAGCAGUUCGAUGUACGCUCUGGACGUCGCCCGUCGGAGUAUUCUCAGUGGUGAAUGUGAUGCGGCUAUUGUAGCGGGAAGUAACCUAUGUAUGCAUCCGUAUAUUUCGUAUCAAUUCGCGCUGCUCGGAGUGCUUGCCAAGGACGGUGUGUGUCGUCCAUUCGAUGUGGAUGCUUGCGGAUAUACACGUUCGGAGGUCGUGUGCGCAGCAUUUCUGCAGAAAACUAAAGACGCAAAUCGCAUCUACGCACAUAUUUUACACUCCAAAACGAACUGUGAUGGGUUCAAAUCGGAAGGAAUAACCUAUCCUUCCGGCGUGAUGCAGAAGCAGUUGCUAGAUGAGUUCUAUCAAGAACUGUCGAUCGAUCCAGCGAGCAUAGGCUAUGUGGAAGCGCAUAGUACGGGAACUGUUGUGGGUGAUCCGGAAGAGUGCGAUGCAAUUGAUAAGAUUUUCUGUACAAAUCGCACCCGUCCAUUGCUGGUAGGGUCGGUCAAAUCUAAUAUCGGGCAUUCGGAAGCUUCAGCUGGACUGGCGUCGAUCGCCAAAUGUGUAAUCGCUUUGGAAAACAAACUGAUUCCACCGAAUAUACACCUAUCGACACCCCGCACGGAUGUACCAUCGUUAUCGACAGGGCGUCUGCAGGUGGUGCGUGAUCCACAGCCUUUGGACGGUCCGUUGAUAGCGAUUAACUCGUUCGGUUUCGGAGGAGCCAAUGCCCACACUGUUGUGCGAAGUAAUUCUAAGGAGAAACUGAAUUAUGGAAUACCAGAAGACGAUUUACCGCGUUUAGUCGUCUGGUCUGGUAGAACUCUAGAAGCUGUCGAUGUUAUGUUGCAAUACAUUACAGAACGUCCGCUAGAUGGCGAGUUCAUUGCGCUACUGCAUAAUAUUCAAAGUAAAGCUAUUCCCGAACACCGGUAUCGUGGUUUCGGGAUAAUUCGUAAACGAGGAACCGACCUAGCAAGUUACGAGAUUACCAGAAUUUCCCGUGUAAAGUUGGAUUCCUCGCCACUGGUUGUGGUAUUCCCUGGAGUGAACGUACGUUGGCGAGAAGAUCUGUUGGCGUUCAGUCAAUUCCCACUGGUGCAAGCCACGGUCGAUAAAUGCAAAGCAGUAUUGGAAACCUUUGGUUACGAUCUCUUUCAACGACCAACAAAAACCUUGGAUUUACAACAAUUGAUUGUGGGGUCCACGGUUCUACAAAUAGCAUACGUUGAUUUAAUGACUGCGAUCGGAGUCCAGUUUAGCAGCUACGGGGGGCACUCGGUUGGUCAGUUCACUUGUGCCUACUUGGAUAAAUGUUUGACACUUGAUCAAGCUGUAAGCUUAGCUCACAGCCAUGGCGCCAUCUUUGCUGAAUACAACACGGAGAUAAACUACAACGCCUUUCUGGAGCUGGGUGCCAAGCGACCGGCACCGCCUCUUUCCUUCGAUGCAUUUAUUCACGAUCAGAUCCAUUCUAGGUUCGGCGUUGUUGGUGGUCCACUGAAUCCGACUUGUGCAGUCGUCGAUCAACUGAAGGCGCGAGGAUACGUUGCCGAGCAUCUUCCGUUUAUUAGUUUCCUUUAUGCUAAAGACUACGCAGAUGAGAUAUCGGAGAAACUAAAAAAAGCCCUUUGGAACAUUGUGAAGCAACCCAUGACUCCGUCUCAACGAUGGUUGACCGCUAGAGGAUCUUCGACCUUUGCUUUCACAUUGCCGCACGAUUCUAUAACAAUCGUAAGUUUGUUGGAGAAAAUUCCCGAACGCUGCCAGUUGCUAGAAGCAUUCGCCAAACAAUCUAUGCAGCCCAUUUUGCGUAGUUUGAAACGAAAAUCGGCCUGUAUUCCGAUCGAGCAGGAAAUGGAUGAUUUUGUGACGAGAUUUCUGUCAAUUCUGGGACAUAUAUACCUGUCGAAGCAGGAUCUAGCUUGGCUCCGUUUGUAUCCGGAGGUGAAAUUUCCCGUUGGUCGGUCCACUCCCAUGAUAGCUCCGCUGAUCCGGUGGGACCACCGGGACUCGUGGUGCGUUGUACGCUACGAUUGGUCUAGCGUGCGCGCCUCAAACGUUAUGCACUACAAGGUCUCGCUGUCCGAUCAAGACUUCGUGUACGCGGCGGGUCACUGCAUCGACGGGCGGAUACUCUUUCCGGCGACCGGUUAUCUGGGUUUGAUUUGGGAUUUGCUGACCUACCUGGGUCAACGGGAGAUUACUGAUUGUCCUGUACAGUUCGACGAGGUGAAGUUUCUGCGAGCCACUCCGGUGGCCAAGCGUCAAGCGACGGAGCUGACAGUCAUGCUGCAGGAAGCUACCGGACGGUUCGAGAUCAUGGAUGGCGACGUCGCCGUGGUUACCGGCUUCGCCCGACAGCUGCCCGAUAAACACCAGGACUUUUCAACCAAGGAAGCUCCCUCUUCGGCAACCGUCCUGAAGACACGUGAUUUCUACAAGGAGUUGCGUCUCCGCGGUUACCACUACAGCGAUCUGUUCAAGUCGAUUCUGGAAGCUCGCAGCGAUGGUUCGGCAGCGAAAAUUCAAUGGAAAGGAAACUGGCUGACUUUUAUGGAUUGCAUGCUGCAGGUAGCGAUUAUUGCCGCCGACACGCGAACGCUGAUGGUGCCGACUGCGAUCGAGAGUAUUACGCUUUACCCCAAGUUCCACCUUUCGACCAUGUUGCGAAACGAAGAGGAACAGGACUAUUUUGUUGCUACAAUCUGUACCAAAACUAAUGUGGUGACGAGCGGUGGAAUUCGAAUUUCCGGACUUCGGGCGAAUGUUGUCGGUAGGCGGAAUCCUCCAGGUGUUUCAGUGCUGGAAACUUACCGCUUCGUCCCCUAUGUGUUGACGGAGAAAAUUUCCACAUUGGAAGCUGUUCGAAUAAUUGUUCAGCUAUCGAUUGAGAAUGCUCCAAGCCUCUCUGUACAUGCAACGGAAGUCUUCAAAGAGGGAAGGGACUCUCUACUGACCCUGUUUGCGGAAGCCAUGGCUGAUCUUCCACUAAUUCAACCAACGCUGUCUCUACUAAGUCCGGUUGAAACGGAAAUUCCUAACGUGACAGUGAAAAAUGAAAAACUAAUCAACCAAACGAAUCAACAGUUCCUAAUCAUCCACAACAUACUUGAUGAUCCGGAGCUUUUGCGACAUGCUCUGGCUAGUUUAUCCCUCACUGGAUACCUCGUGAUUUGGGACAACAUUCAACCCAUCAACGUUCCUGCCCAGCUGAAUCAGAUCGCCAGCUUUGUAACCGACGAUGAUCGCACGAUUCUGCUUCUCCAACCGAAAUCGAACAUAGGAAAGGAAGCGCCGGCAGUUAUUCGAGUACAGUCACAAGACAAGGCUUUUGAUUGGCUGCAGGAGCUUAAAAGUGCCAUCAAAGUUCGAUCGGUCCUGCUGUAUGCACAAAACGAUCCAACAUCCGGCAUUCUAGGUUUGGUAAAUUGUAUCAACAAAGAGCCCAAAUCGAACAACAUCCGUUGUGUUUUCAUCGACGACCCGAAAGCACCAACCUUCGCGCUGAGCGAUCCCUUCUACAAGCACCAGCUCAGUCUAGAUCUGGCGAUCAAUGUUUACCGUAAUGGAUGCUGGGGUAGCUAUCGACAUGCCCUCAUCGAUCAAAGCCGAAUUACCGAGUCGGUAGGAAAUCAUUGCUAUGCCGAUUGCUUGACUCGUGGUGACUUAUCGUCACUGAGCUGGUUCACCGGUGCCAUGAACAUCUGCCCUCUUAAGGGGGAACUGAUCCGAGUGGUGUAUAGUGCCCUGAAUUUCCGAGAUGUGAUGCUUGCGACGGGUCGCCUUUCGGCUGAUGCUUUUCAAGUUGACCGGCUGGAGCAGGAAUGCCUGCUUGGUAACGAAUACUCGGGGGUUUCCGUUCGCGGUAGGCGGGUUAUGGGUGUUUUGCCCAGCGGUGCGAUGUCCACCCUGGUCGAAUGUGAUCCCAUGAUGACGUGGACCAUUCCUGAUCACUGGAGUCUGGAGGAUGCUGCAACGGUUCCGGUUGUGUAUGGAACCGUCUACACGGCGCUGUUUAUUUGUAGUCACAUAAGGAAGGGCAGAUCAAUAUUGAUUCAUGCCGGCAGUGGAGGCGUUGGACUGGCGGCUAUUCAAGUCUGUUUGGCUUAUGGGCUGGAGGUGUUUACGACGGUGAGUACGGAGGAAAAGCGGAACUUCCUGCUUGAGCGAUAUCCCCAGCUGGAGCCGGAGAAUAUUGGGAACUCCAGGGACACGUCUUUCGAAGGAAUGGUGAAACAUCGGACCAACGGUCGGGGAGUGGAUUAUGUGCUGAAUUCGUUGGCGGAUGAAAAAUUGCAAGCAUCCUUCAGAUGCUUGGCUAAAAAUGGACACUUUCUGGAAAUCGGGAAAUACGACAUGGCAAAUGAUUCCCAACUUGCCAUGCGACUUUUCCAACGAGGUUUGACAUUCACUGCAGUUAUGCUGGAUGCCAUGUUCAAAGGAACCGACUCGGAGAAACAGAGACUGCAUGACCUGUUGACAGCUGACAUCAACAGUGGAGUGAUAAGACCGUUAAACACAACCGUCUACCAAGCGGUGGAAAUCGAAAAAGCCUUCCGCUAUCUGGCCGGCGGAAAACACAUCGGUAAGAUCCUGCUUCAAGUUCGAGAAAACGAAACCGACGAGCGGACUGUUCCGAUUUCUUAUGCACCAAGGCUUUACUGUGAUCCGGCAUGCUCGUACGUGAUUGCUGGCGGUUUGGGAGGCUUCGGUCUUGAGCUUGCCGAUUGGUUGGUACUUCGUGGCUGUCGUAAGCUAGUGUUCAGCUCUAGUCGUGGCAUAACGAAACCCUACCAGGAGUACAGAAUUCGAGUGUGGAACAAGUAUGGAGUACAAACCCUUGUCAAUACUGCCGACAUCAGCACGUUGGAGGGUUGUCGGGAGUUACUUCGGCUAGCAGCCGAAAUGGGUCCGGUGGCGGCCAUAUUCAAUCUGGCCGUCCAGCUGCGUGAUUGUCUGUUGGAAAACCAAACGGUGGAGAAGUUUGUCGAAUGUUUAGCCCCGAAAGCAGUCGCUACGCAGCACUUGGACGAACUGAGCCGUCAAAUCUGUCCAAAGUUGAAGCACUUUGUGGUCUUUUCGAGCGUUUCCUGUGGACGAGGUAAUGCGGGUCAGUGUAACUACGGGAUGGCGAAUUCCAUCAUGGAACGAAUAGUGGAGCAACGGUGUGCCGAUGGGCUGCCCGGUAAGGCUAUUCAGUGGGGUGCCAUUGGAGAGGUUGGAAUCGUUGCCGAAAUGGCGGCGGAUAGACUGGAUAUGGAAAUUGGAGGAACCCUGCAGCAACGGAUAGCCUCUUGCCUGCAGGAGCUGGAUCGAUUGUUGGACAACAAAGCGCCCAUUGUGGGCAGUAUGGUAGUGGCGGAGAAAAGAAUCGGUGGAGGUGCACGAAAUCUGCUCGAAGCCGUCAUGAAUAUUAUGAGUAUUCGAGACUUAAAAUCUGUCUCCAUGGAAAGUACGUUGGCUGAUAUUGGAAUGGAUUCACUGAUGGCCGUGGAAAUCAAACAAGUCUUGGAGAGAGACUUCGACCUGGUUCUGUCGCCUCAAGAGUUGCGCACUUUGACGUUUAUGAAGCUGCAAAAACUGGCUGAUGAAAGAAAGCUACAAAACGAAGCUGCCGAAAAGGGUGGUGAAACCAGAGUGUUCAUCGGUAUUGAGAUGCUGCUUAGAAAUCUGGGCGAUGAAGAGUUCAGUUCGGAAACUGUGUUCCAGUUACCUUCCCAAUGCACGGAAGGACGACCAGUUUUGAUUAUCCCGGGACUGGAAGGAGUUGCCGGAAAUGUUUGGCGCACGGUUGCAUCCGGGUUGAAUGCUCCGGUAUUCAUUUUGCAGACGCUCAAUACAGCUGAGUUAAACGGCAUCGCGGCAAUUGUUGACCAAGUUAUGGGAGAACUUGAAGAGAAAAUUUUCAAUGGAUUCAACGACUAUCUGAUCAUAGCUUAUUCAUUUGGAUCGUUUAUUGCAUUCGAAAUUGCCAAACGAUUGCAACAGAAACGGCUUCCUGGUAGAUUGAUACUGAUUGACGGUGCGCCAAAGUUCCUAACGAGGAUGUCGGUGUUGGUACUAGGGGAAAAUCCUCCGGAUGAGCUGAUCCAAAAGAGCCUAAUGGCGGGCAUAGUUAGCAGCGUUGCUUCGAAUCUACAAGCGGAAAGUUUGCAAUCCAUCUUGGAAGUUCCAACCUUUCAGGGGCAGAUCGAGAAAAUGAUUGAAAUUGGAAAAGAUUCCUCCAUUUAUUCACCCGAAUACACUCGCAAAAUGACAACACUACUGUUCAACCGCCUCAAGAUGGUGUACACAAUGAAUUGGGAGCAAGAGGAGGAGGAAAAACUGAAUGUACCGAUUGUUUUGAUACGUGCCUCGUUGGCUUCAACGGUGGAUAUCGAGGAAGACUACGGACUGGAAAGUUGCACAACCGAGCCGGUCACGCUGAAGGCAGUCGAAGGGAGUCACAUGACGAUGCUGGAGAAUCAGACCCUAGUGGAGAUCAUAAACAGCGAAAUUGACGAAUUACAAUAG
This is a messenger RNA of Sabethes cyaneus, 7017 nucleotides long. Its product is annotated as fatty acid synthase-like. Gene Ontology annotation, molecular function: 3-oxoacyl-[acyl-carrier-protein] synthase activity; oxidoreductase activity; fatty acid synthase activity. The transcript has 6 exons. NCBI's taxonomy places the organism in Eukaryota, Metazoa, Arthropoda, Insecta, Diptera, Culicidae. The record is from RefSeq and is a predicted model, not a curated record. Gene Ontology annotation, biological process: fatty acid biosynthetic process. The coding region runs from base 1 to 7017 and encodes 2338 amino acids.